CACUUUUUUCCCGCCGCCAAGAACUACCAGCCAAGAGAAUGCUCAGCUAAACGAUCUUCAUUCCCCGUUUCGGAUCAUAUUUUAGCCCUUGAAAGCCACUUGCUGCUGUUCCGCAACUCGUACCCUAAUCCAGAAUUGGACCCCAGCUUCGUAAAUUCGCCGCAACCCCCUCCAUGGUACGGUGUCUAUUCGCAUUUACGUUUCUCCAACAACUAUUCUUGUUUUUUUUUUUUUGAAAAGCGUCCAACAACUAUUCUUGAUCACUUUCGGCGAUAACAAACGCUAUAUAGUAUUUAUUACUAUUACUCAAUCAUUGGUCCAUUCGUCUUUUCCUCUUGGAAUGCUCCAUGUAUGUCUGUGCCGACAUAUAUACACGCAGAUGUAUGCACACAUGUAUAGAUAUAGUCAUAUAGAUGAACACCCACAUACAAGAAGUUGAAACUGAAGUUCUCCUCGCUCCUAUUGUUCUUUGUAACAAUUUCAAAGAUUAAUGAAAUUUGUUUGCUGUUUUAAAAAAAAAAGUUGAAACUGAAGAUGGGUUUGCUUGUUAUGUGCUAUUGGGUUUUCCUUGGUUGUAAUAUUUGAUACAUUCUUUAUAGUAUGUAGAUAUACAUAUAUGUAUACUACUUUGUAUGUAAUCUCAUGCAACUCAAGGUGGGUGUACUUGAUUAGUGUGUACUGUGUAGCACUUGUGUAGCUUCCUUCGGUGUAAUCAUAUCCGGAUAUAUACGUAUUCAAGUAUCAACUGAGGGAAAAAGUAUGGGAAGGAAGAAUAUAUGGGCAGUUGUUCUGUUUGUAAUUCUAGUGUUUGCAGGCUAUUGUUGUGAAAUACGGGUUUCGACUACGGUAACUUACGAUGGGAAAGCACUGGUUAUUGAUGGGAAGAGGCGGAUUUUGCAGUCGGGAUCCAUACACUAUCCUAGAACCACUCCUGAAGUGUGGCCGGCACUUAUUAGGAAAUCGAAGGAAGGAGGACUGGACGUGAUUGAGACUUACGUUUUCUGGAACUAUCAUGAGCCAGUCAAGGGAGAGUACUACUUUGAAGGCAGGUUUGACCUGGUAAAGUUUGUAAAGACAGUGCAAGAAGCUGGCCUGUUUGUACACCUGAGGAUUGGUCCUUAUGCUUGUGCUGAGUGGAAUUAUGGGGGAUUCCCAAUUUGGUUACACUUCAUACCUGGAAUCCAGUUUCGAACAACAAAUGAUCUAUUCAAGGAUGAAAUGAAGCGUUUUCUUGUAAAAAUUGUUGACUUAAUGAAAGAGGAGAAUCUAUUUGCAUCACAAGGAGGGCCAAUAAUCCUUGCACAGGUUGAGAAUGAGUAUGGAAAUGUUGAGGGAUCCUAUGGAAUUGGAGGAAUGUUAUACGUCAAAUGGGCUGCAGAAACGGCUAUGAGUCUUAACACUACCGUUCCUUGGGUGAUGUGUGUGCAAGCAGAUGCACCUGAUCCCAUUAUAAACACAUGUAAUGGGUUCUACUGUGAUCGGUUUACACCAAAUUCCCCCUCCAAGCCAAAGAUGUGGACAGAAAACUACGCUGGAUGGUUUCUUGCAUUUGGGUAUGCAAUUCCUUACCGGCCUGUUGAGGACCUGGCUUUUGCUGUUGCACGCUUUUUCGAAACUGGUGGCACUUUCCAGAACUAUUACAUGUAUUUUGGUGGCACCAAUUUUGGACGAACAGCUGGAGGCCCCAUGGUUGCAACAAGCUAUGACUAUGAUGCCCCACUGGAUGAAUAUGGUUUUAUUAGGCAGCCAAAGUGGGGGCAUCUCCGUGACUUACACAUGUCGAUAAAGAAGUGUGAAGAAUACUUAGUUAUUGCAGAUCCAGUCCGACAGCCCCUGGGUAGGAAUCUAGAGGCACAUGUUUACUACAAAUCUUCCAAUGACUGUGCGGCCUUUCUUGCUAACUAUGACAGCAGUUUGGAUGCAAACGUCACAUUUAACGGGAAUCUGUACUUCCUUCCUGCUUGGUCUGUGAGCAUUCUUCCAGACUGUAGGAAUGUCAUUUUCAACACAGCUAAGGUUGUUGCACAAAGAAAUCUUGAAGAUGCCACACGUUCUUUCGAAAGUGUCAGUGAACUUUCAUUCACAAGAUGGAGUUGGUAUAAAGAAAAAGUGGGUGUCUGGGGUAACAACUCAUUUACUGCGUCAAAGUUACUGGAGCAGAUAAAUACAACAAAAGAUACUAGUGAUUUUCUAUGGUAUACAACAAGCAUAAACGUGAAUGAAAACAAUAAGGUCGUUCAGGAAAAGGAAGCGCUUUUAAUCGUUGAAAGUUUGGGACAUGCAGCUCUUGUUUUUGUCAACAAAAGACUAGUAGGAUUUGGUUACGGUAAUCAUGAUGAUGCAACCUUCGUGCUCCGUGAGAGAGUCACUCUUAACAAUGGAAGUAACACGUUGGAUAUGUUAAGUAUGAUGAUUGGUCUACAGAACUAUGGGCCGUGGUUCGAUAUAGAUGGAGCAGGAAUUCAUUCUGUCGUUCUUGCUGAUAUGAAGAAUGUCAAGGGGAACCUUUCUUCUACGGAAUGGACCUAUCAGGUGGGACUUGAAGGAGAGUACCUUGGACUUGGUAACGUAAGUCUUGCAAAUAGUUCAUUAUGGAUUCAGGGCAGUGCCAUUCCAUUUAAUGAAAGUUUGAUAUGGUACAAGGCCACAUUUCUUGUCCCAGAAGGGAAGUGUCCUUUAGCUGUGAAUCUUUCUAGCAUGGGAAAGGGUCAAGCAUGGGUCAAUGGGCAGAGUAUUGGGCGAUAUUGGCCCGCGUAUCGCUCACCAUCAACCGGUUGCUCUGAGAAGUGUGACUACAGGGGAUCCUAUAACGCUUCUAAAUGUCUGAAGUACUGCGGUCAACCUACUCAAACAUUGUAUCACAUCCCACGCACUUGGGUACAUCCAGGUGAGAACUUACUGGUUCUCCAUGAAGAACUUGGAGGUGACCCUUCAAGAAUUUCUUUCUCCACACGAGCUGGACAAGAGAUUUGUGCACAUGUUUCAGAGUUUGAUCCUCCGCCAGCAGAUUCAUGGAAACUGAUGUCAGAAUUUAUUUCUCAAACUCCUGAAGUUCGACUGGCAUGUGAAAGAGGAUGGCAAAUUACUUCAAUCAGUUUUGCUAGCUUUGGAACUCCUACGGGACAUUGUGGUGCAUUCAGUCCAGGAAGUUGUCAUGCCAAUGUUUUGUUGAUUGUUCAGAAGGCGUGCAUUGGGAAACAAGGAUGUUCGGUUCCUGUCUCGACAUCUCAGCUAGGGGACCCUUGUCCUGGAGAGUUGAAAAGCUUAGCAAUUCAAGCCCUCUGCCGUGCAAAUAAAUUUCGUCGAGUCUUGAGGGUUCAAUGCUCGGAUGUAUGAAAAUUGAGAUUUGUGGAUUUGAUCCAUUUACUUGUAUGCUUCUGUAAAUGUCAGCUCUUAUGUCAUCUGUUGAAUAAGGUACAACUGAAAUCAGGUUAGCUAGCCCUAAGCAGCUCUUAUGUCAUCUGUUUUCAGGUUAGUAUUUACGCAAGUGUAUUCCAUUUCGAUGUUACCAGGGGUAACGUUUGGAUUCUUAUUGAUGUAUUUGAAUCCACGCGGCUAUUAUUAUAGUCCACGUUUUGUACAACAAAUGACUUGUGAGCUAUUUGUUGCAAUUAAAACCCUGUUUAAAUUCAACGAUUCUCUUUCAA
Rhododendron vialii is the source of this 3647-nucleotide messenger RNA. Its product is annotated as beta-galactosidase 6-like. The coding region runs from base 760 to 3336 and encodes 858 amino acids. The record is from RefSeq and is a predicted model, not a curated record. The transcript is spliced from 19 exons. Lineage: Eukaryota; Viridiplantae; Streptophyta; Magnoliopsida; Ericales; Ericaceae. Gene Ontology annotation, biological process: carbohydrate metabolic process. Gene Ontology annotation, cellular component: vacuole; cell wall. Gene Ontology annotation, molecular function: carbohydrate binding; beta-galactosidase activity.